This is a messenger RNA of Eimeria mitis, 1080 nucleotides long. RefSeq lists its product as uncharacterized. Gene Ontology annotation, biological process: regulation of DNA-templated transcription; chromatin remodeling. Gene Ontology annotation, cellular component: nucleus; chromatin. The record is from RefSeq and is a predicted model, not a curated record. The coding region runs from base 1 to 1080 and encodes 359 amino acids. NCBI's taxonomy places the organism in Eukaryota, Apicomplexa, Conoidasida, Eucoccidiorida, Eimeriidae. The transcript has 3 exons.
AUGUGGUGUAUUGAUGUGUAUGAGUUUGCUGCUGCUGUGUUGCUGCAGCUAUCGGAUUGUGUAUCGCGGCAGCAGCAGCUGCAGCAAGCAGCAGCAGCAGCAGAAGAUGUAUACAAUCGUUUAUGUAAGAAAUAUGGAAUAGAAGAAGCAGCAGCAGCAAACGAGUUGCUGCUGCAGCAGCAGCUGCUGGCGUAUGUACAUAACAAACUCCCGCUGCUGCUGCAGCAGGCAGAGCAGCUGCUGCAGCAGCAGUGCAACAACAUUUUAUUAUUUUAUAAAUCCUUCGCUAGACAAACAACACAAAAAAAUAAAAACAAAGAAAUCACCUUGCCGCUUAUAGAGCUGCUAGGAGAGAAGUAUGGAAUAGAGGAAGCAGCAGCAGCAAACGAGUUGCUGCUGCAGCAGCAGCUGCUGGCGUACGUACAUAACAAACUCCCGCUGCUGCUGCAGCAGGCAGAGCAGCUGCUGCAGCAGCAGUGCAACGAUAUUUUAUUAUUUUAUAAAUCCUUCGCCAGACAAACAACACAAAAAAAUAAAAACAAAGAAAUCACCUUGCCGCUUAUAGAGCUGCUAGGAGAGAAGGGAAAUAUAGAUAUAGAAGCAGCAGCAGCAGCAGCACCACACAUUGAAAUCUUACAGCAGCAGCAGCAGCUGCUGCUGCAGCAGCAGCAGCAGCAGCAACAGCAAAAUACAGAUAUUAUACAAAUUGAAAUACAGCAGCAAGGGAAUGAAGAAGAAGAUAAAGGCCCCGAAGAAGCAGCAGCAGAGGAGACAGUGUGCUGGGUAGUUGAUGAGGGCAGCAGCAGCAGCAGCAGCAGCAGCAGCAACAGCAGCAACAGCAGCAGCAACAGCAGCAGCAACAGCAGCAGCAGCAGCAGCAGCAGCAUCACUCGUACACUCCUAGGAAACGAUGCAACCCGCCGGCAGCUGCUGCUGGAGCUCACGGAGUUGAGGGGCUUUCUGUACACUCGUUUGCUGCAGUCUGCUGCAGCACACAGCAGCAGCAGCAGCAGCAGCAGCAGCAGCAGCAGCAGCAGCAAACGGAAACAGCAGCAGCAGCAGCAACAGCAAACCCUUUAA